AUGGCUUCCACCAUAGCCUCGCCGACGCCGCAAUCCCACAACCGGUCAAUGCGAAAAGACAUCGCGAACCUCCAGCUACAUGAAGACGGCCGAGGCACGCCUCUGCCCCAAUACGAGAAGACGCAGACAGUACCGUUCACCCUCACGCUACAAGAAGAGAAAGACAAGCCUGGCCGGUUUCAAUUGGUGGUCAACAUCGAUCCACAGCAGCAGAAACCGUCCGAAGGUAGCCCUCCGAAACCGGCGGCUUCGAAGAAGCUCUACGCAAACCUGACGGAAAUACCAAGCCUCGGCUACGACGUCUCGUCACUCUACCAGACGCAGAAAUCCAGUCCGCCGUCGAGCCCGCAGGAGGAACGGCAGGGAUGGUCCGAUCUGGACGCUAUACCUCCUGAUUUCCUCCAGAAAGUCGUACCAGACUGGCAGGUUACCUUCUCACGGAGUGACUCAACGGCUUCCAGUCAAUCACGCAAACUGGCGGAUAUAAAAGCGCGGAUAAAGAAGAGUGGAAAGGGAUUCGUUGUCAGGCUUCUGAAGGGCUCGAGCGCUGGUACAAAUGAAGUCGCGGAGGUUCACCUGGGACAACAGGGCAACGGGGCUGAGCCGGCUCUCCAAGAACUGGAUUCGCAUCCCCGGGCAGAGCUCGACGCCUCCGAAGCUGCCACGACCUCACUGAGUCCUCAGAGCGACACGGUCGACGACCACCCCGCCAUAUUCGAGAUCGGAACCUCGAACGAGCCCGGAAUUCAGCGACGCGAUCCACAGCGGGCAAACCGCCUGCCAUCAGUUCCUCACUGGCUGAGCCAAGCAACCAGUGACGCUAGGUCGAGGGUCUCUGUAUCAGAAGAAGGCUUUAGUGAUGCGGAAACAUUGAUACCAGAUGUUCGAUCGAUUGCGGACCGUUUGGAGGAACAGACAGACUUGGAGCCGUUUUCGAGGAACAGUUCCGUCAUUCCCACCAGAACUGCUUCAGUGUCGAGCAUAGUCAAAACGCCGACGCGAGGCUUGUCUGUUGUGGGACCUGUCAAGAGGGUUGACAAAGGCAAUCGCGUCCGAGGAAAGGGGAAAGCACCGCGUUCAGACCUCAACCGAUCUGGUGCACAUAAAUCGGUCAAACGUCGCUCGCCAAGGGGGUCAGCUUCUGAUUUUACAACAAUCCGUGCGCUUGAGCAUGGGGAAUGGUUGUUCCGAUCACGGGAGAGCGUUGAGCGCGUGCCUCUUAAUGAAUCUUCGGAUGAACAGGAGCCCAAUGAGUGUAAUAUAUGGCAACACCCAGUUCGAGAGAACGACAGCACAAGGCAGAAAGCCAGGCGUCGAUCUUCUGCCGAUGAGCUCAGCGGGGCUGGCAAACCGAGAGUUCGUCUCCGACUGCAGACCGAUGUCCCUCGCCCAAAGUCCGCAAACACGUCCCCAGUGACAAGGCGAAAACGCUCACCCCGCACACACAAGCCAACAACUUCAUCGUCUUCGGUUCACUUUGUUGACGAAAAUCAGCAGGCGGAGCCUUCUCCUCUCGGGUCAGACGUGGAUCAAUCUGAUAAACUUCGUAAAGCUCUUGAGGUAGCUUUGGGGCCAGUGCCAGAUGAUGGGACCACAAAGCAGAAUCGGGAGGCAAGACCUAUCCCGAGGAUCGAAGAGCCGAUUAGCGAGGAAAACGUGGGAGAGAUUCCGCUGCCGCCUGAGCUCGAGAUCCGCCCGGCACCUACCCACACGAGGAGUCCAACGAUGACGUUCUGGGGUCUAGUCCUAAGCGCCUUAUCAGAGAAGGCUUCCGAAGGUAUACGCGCCCUUCGAGAGAGGUAUGGAAGCGAGCCUCCUGUUCCUCCGAACCACGUUCGAGUUCGGUGGAUUUGUUCCUGUGGUGAGCCUCUGUACGACGACUUUAUCGAACGUCGACCUGGCGCUGCCCGCCUCCUGGAGGCUUAUCUCAACCGCCCACGCAUAUGUACUCCCACCAGUCCACACACGCAUGCUCCUAGCAGCCCAUCCAGCAGAACGAGCACAUCCACUUCAAUGUCAUCAAUAUUUGACUCCGCCAGCAGAGCAUCAACCCUUGCAACACCAGGUUCCACGUACGGUGGUCCGUCCUGGGGCAGGAAUGGUAAUGCGUCCAAGUACAGCCCAACGCGAUCACGAAGCAACAACCCGUUUAGUGUACUUAUGGGUAGUUUUGUUGAGGAGUCAUGGCUGCUCACUUGCGCAAACGAGGGCCGCUUCACGCCAAAGAUUGUCCAUAUCGACGUCAACGCCGGUAGAAUCAAAAGCGACAAAGACCUGGCAUUGGCGUUGCGAGAGCAUUAUGAGCGAUUGAACCGGCGGUGGCUGAAGUGGGCGAGGCUGAGAGCGCUUUCCACCAUCGAGUUUGUACAAUUCGAGGUCCAUCGCAACCGCUUCGCCGAUAUCCGCGCAACGCCUUCCAUGCCACCGACCUCGUCCUCGUCAAACGAGAAGUCUCCGUCCGAGCAUCCGUACACAUUCGAACCAGUCGACCUUAUCCCGCCCGUGGGUUCCGCCUAUCUCCUGCACCUCUUCAAACACCCCGAGGAUUACGACGGCGAGAUGAUAACGUAUGCCCGGGCGCCGAAACGUCGCGAGCGGCUUGAUUUUGGUAUGGGCUGGGGCAUCAACUUAGUAGAAGGCUUCCACGCACAGAAGGUGUGGGCGGUCAUCAUGGCGUGCUUUGGGAUCGGAAGCGCGGUGUUUGCCGUGCUGUGGACGAUUAAGAAGGGCGAUGUGCAGGGCGCAUUCGGAGUCGCUGGAUGGGUGGUUACACUUGCGGGCUUGGUGCUCGGAGGCUUGCAGGCGUGGUUGGAAUGA
Messenger RNA from Trematosphaeria pertusa, 2817 nucleotides. RefSeq lists its product as uncharacterized. The coding region runs from base 1 to 2817 and encodes 938 amino acids. The transcript has 3 exons. NCBI's taxonomy places the organism in Eukaryota, Fungi, Ascomycota, Dothideomycetes, Pleosporales, Trematosphaeriaceae. The record is from RefSeq and is a predicted model, not a curated record.